AUGGAUCUCUGGUCGAUUAAUCUGAAGAGCGGCGGCGGUGUUGGGGUGGCGGCCAGGGGAUCGGCUUGGGGGUCGAGGAGGAGGGCAGUGGUGGAGCGGCGAAGCGCUUGCUGGGGGACUCUCAGCGCGGGUGACGAGGAGGGAAGAAUAUGGGGAGGUGUGCUGCGUAUAGUGAGCCCGGCGUCGAGUAGGAGGGAUGGGAAGUCCCUUUGGUACCGUUCUGGGGAUGUGUCGGCGAAUGGUAAGAAGAGUAGUGGGCGCGAAAAUUCUCCCGGUAUGGUUCUGGUUCCCCUCGCAACCCCCCCCCCCCCUCUCCCCCUUUCUCUCAGUGGCAAAUUGCAAACAGUUGUUUUCCUUUCUGUUCACGUUUUCCGAAGCUAGUCCGCUUUUCACGUGACUUUCUUUCUCUGGCCUCGCUCACAUUUCUUGUCAUGUUUCUCUUAUAAUUCAGCUCAAGUGGGCUGCUUUCCGUUUGCGUAAAAUUAAUGAGUCUCGGGUGCAACAUGUUUGGUUUUUGGAGGUUUUGGUUACCACCAUGGAUAGAUGAGGACUACUAGAGUGAAAUUUUUGAAGAUUUUCAGUCGAAAAUUAAACACUCAUGGAUGAUAUUUUUGGAAGUCAAUAUUUUAUCACGUUAAAUUUCCCUUCUUUUUUUUUUACUGGAGUAUCCAUCAAUUAGUCGUAAAUUAUAUGUUAUAAUUCUUUGUCGUUGGUUCAAGAUUAUCCUCGAAUUACUUCUUUCCUUUGCAAAGUUUACUUUCCGGGACUUGUCAGCUCCUAGUUCUCCUACGACUAAUUUUUUUUUUGCUACUUUUACUGAAUUAUGCGCCAAACCUGUCUCUUCAAAAACUUUUUUGAAUUUUUUUAGAUAUUUGCAUGGGAGCAUCCAUCUCUUUAAUUGCCAAAAAAGUCUUCAUAUUUCGAACCAAAAAAAUUUCAUGCAUGCUGCUGUAUUUGAUUUUUCCCUUCACUUUAUUUUACGAAUCGUAUGAUUGUUCAAGUCAUUCCAUUAUGAUAUUCACUCGGGUAUAUCAGAAUCAAAUCGAUCCCAGCUUAUCAAUUCCUUCCGAUGUGCAGGUGGUGGUGAUCCAUCUACUCCUGACGAAGGUUCUGAGGGUAGAAUCAAACCGGAUGAUACUUUGGUCCAAAAGUCCCAUUACCUGAACUUGGACUGGCGAACAUUCAGGGCAAGUCUUGUCGCCCAGGAGAAAGUAAGUUACGUUAAUACGGAUUAUCCUUAAACAUGGUCUCUAAUUGAAUAAAGUUACACUGAAACUUGUUUUUUUCACAUUGGAAGUCUCCUUGUUGUUGUUUCCUUGGACCAGUCUUUUUGAGGCCCUUUCCCAAAUUCUUUUUAGGUCUCAGGCAUCUAUUAUAUCCAAAGAAGCUCGAUUAUUAUUAAUUUCCUCGUUCGUUUAAGCAAUCUCUCUGUUUUGUCAUCAUGGUUGUGAUGGUUUGAAAUUAACCCAUGUUUUCUCCCUCAAAGGCUGAAAUAUGUUAUUUAAUAAUGAAGGCGAUGCUUCAAAGAUAUGGACAUUGAUGUUAAGUUUUAGCUCUAAUGUUCCCAAAAUAUAUCCUUUUCAGGGACAUAGAGGAGAUUCCAAUGUGUCAUCCAAGGACGUUGUCUCUCAGAACCCAUCAGGCAAACUUGGCUCAAAAUGGGCUCAUCCAAUCCCUGUACCAGAGACUGGAUGCAUCCUAAUUGCCACAGACAAGCUUGAUGGAGUGCGCACCUUUGAAAGAACUGUCAUUCUGCUACUCAGGACUGGAACCAGGGAUCCAAGAGAAGGCCCCUUUGGUGUCAUCCUCAACCGUCCACUUCACAAGAGGAUCAAGCAUAUGAAGCCCACCAACCCCGACCUAGCGACCACAUUUGCUGAUUGCCCCCUCCAUUUUGGUGGGCCACUUGACGCCAGCAUGUUCUUAUUAAAGGCAGGGGAGAGUUCUCCAGCUUCAAACUUCGAACAGGUGGUCCCUGGCAUCUGCUUUGGCACUCGGAACAGCCUAGAUGAGGCUGCAGGGCUUGUCAAGAGAGGAAUAUUCCAACCGCAGGAUUUCCGAUUCUUUGUUGGCUACGCAGGCUGGCAGGUGGAUCAGUUGAGAGAGGAAAUUGAAUCCGAUUAUUGGAUUGUUGCCGCUUGCAGCUCUGAUCUAAUUGGCACUGGGAUGAUAGACUCCGGAUCGGGUCUAUGGGAGGAAACAUUGCUGCUGAUGGGAGGUCAGUAUUCAGAUUUGAGCAGGAAAGCAAAGGAAAACGAUGACAUGCCAUAG
Messenger RNA from Spirodela intermedia, 2271 nucleotides. The record is from the annotation of a GenBank genome assembly. Lineage: Eukaryota; Viridiplantae; Streptophyta; Magnoliopsida; Alismatales; Araceae.